Molecule: messenger RNA, 5272 nt
Organism: Tachyglossus aculeatus (Australian echidna)
Lineage: Eukaryota; Metazoa; Chordata; Mammalia; Monotremata; Tachyglossidae
Gene: SMAD5
Product: SMAD family member 5
Exons: 7
Coding region: 289-1686 (465 amino acids)
Biological process (GO): transforming growth factor beta receptor signaling pathway; SMAD protein signal transduction; cell differentiation
Cellular component (GO): heteromeric SMAD protein complex
Molecular function (GO): DNA-binding transcription factor activity, RNA polymerase II-specific; I-SMAD binding; RNA polymerase II cis-regulatory region sequence-specific DNA binding
Source: RefSeq, a predicted model, not a curated record
GAGAAAGAGAGAGCAGUAGAAAUCACUCGGGAAGGGACCAGGAGAGCCCUACGGAGACAUCAUGAAACCCCGGUCCCGUUCUUCAAGGACUUGAAAGGCUGGGAAAAAUACCCUUCCCCAGCUUUGAUGAAGAUUGAUAAGUGAAGCCCUGCCCUCCCCGUGUUCCCUUCAGUCAGUUCUGGGUGCUCUUCGUGGAGAAACAGCAUUUUGUUGAAUUGUCUGCGAUCCCCGCUUCCACUUGGCACUGGCUUUUUGGCGGCAAGAAGGUUCCCUGAAGAUUGAUAUCAAAUGACGUCCAUGGCCAGCCUGUUCUCUUUUACUAGCCCAGCCGUGAAGCGCUUAUUGGGCUGGAAACAAGGCGACGAAGAGGAGAAAUGGGCAGAGAAAGCUGUCGAUGCCCUGGUGAAAAAGUUAAAAAAGAAGAAGGGCGCCAUGGAGGAGCUGGAGAAAGCCUUGAGCAGCCCCGGGCAGCCCAGCAAAUGCGUGACCAUUCCUCGCUCCCUUGAUGGGCGCCUUCAGGUUUCCCACCGAAAGGGCCUGCCCCAUGUUAUCUACUGCCGGGUUUGGCGCUGGCCAGAUUUGCAGAGCCACCAUGAGCUGAAACCAUUAGAUAUGUGUGAAUUUCCCUUUGGGUCUAAGCAGAAGGAAGUGUGUAUUAAUCCGUACCACUACAAGAGAGUGGAGAGUCCAGUCUUGCCUCCGGUAUUGGUGCCCAGGCAUAGCGAGUUCAAUCCGCAACACAGCCUUCUGGUCCAGUUCAGGAAUCUAAGCCACAAUGAACCCCACAUGCCACAGAACGCCACGUUUCCAGACUCCUUCCAGCAGCCCAACAACACUCCCUUUCCCCUGUCUCCCAAUAGCCCUUAUCCUCCCUCACCAGCCAGCAGCACGUACCCCAGCUCACCAGCCAGCUCGGGGCCGGCAAGCCCGUUUCAGCUUCCAGCCGAUACUCCUCCCCCCGCGUAUAUGCCUCCCGAUGACCAGAUGGGGCAAGAUAAUUCUCAGUCAAUGGAAACAAGCAGUAGUAUGAUUCCACAAAUUAUGCCAAAUAUAGCUAACAGAGAUGUCCAGCCUGUGGCCUAUGAAGAGCCCAAGCACUGGUGUUCGAUCGUCUAUUAUGAAUUAAAUAAUCGUGUGGGCGAGGCCUUUCACACAUCUUCAACCAGCGUCCUAGUGGAUGGGUUCACGGACCCUUCGAACAACAAAAGUAGAUUCUGCUUAGGUUUGUUGUCCAAUGUCAAUCGCAAUUCCACGAUUGAGAAUACCCGGCGACACAUCGGGAAAGGGGUUCAUCUUUAUUAUGUUGGUGGGGAAGUUUAUGCUGAGUGCUUGAGUGACAGCAGCAUAUUUGUUCAGAGUAGAAACUGCAACUACCAUCAUGGUUUUCACCCUACCACUGUGUGCAAGAUUCCUAGUGGCUGCAGCCUAAAGAUAUUUAACAAUCAGGAGUUUGCUCAGCUUCUGGCACAGUCUGUCAACCACGGAUUUGAGGCAGUGUAUGAGCUCACCAAAAUGUGCACCAUUCGCAUGAGUUUUGUGAAGGGUUGGGGUGCUGAAUACCAUCGGCAAGAUGUAACGAGUACUCCGUGUUGGAUUGAAAUCCAUCUUCACGGGCCCCUGCAGUGGCUGGAUAAAGUACUGACACAGAUGGGCUCUCCUCUUAACCCCAUCUCUUCUGUUUCCUAGUGCCGCCAAAAGUGUCUUCUCUGACUCUUUCGUUAGCGAACUCAUUUUAAUUUUAGAAAAACUUUCAGCAUGGAUGCUGUCAGCUGCUCCACAGAGAACAAAGUGAAAUGGUUUUCACUGGGUUUUUUUUCCCACCUUGCUGUGACCAAUUCAUUUGUAUUUUGUGAUGGAUCUGCAUUUCUUUGUCCAUUCUCAUGGUGUUAUAUGGUGGGAGUUGAGUGCUAGCCACGCUCAAAAAAAUGCAGAGCAAGUACUUUUUCCCUUCAAUUUAAACUAUUUAAUCUGGCAUUCAUUUUCAACUGAAAGAGAGAAUAAAAAGUACUGAAGAUACUGGCGCCUCGGGACCUAAUGUGGAUAUUUUUAGAAAUCAUAAACACUGCAUUUUUUCACAAUAUUGGGUGCAGUUCAAGCUUGUGAAUAGUUUGUUUACCUGAUUGAUACAUUUUAGAUGGUCAAAAUCCACUUUGCAUUUUACAGUUCAAUGUUCACCUCAUAAUAAUGUGACAUGUAUCUAUCUUUUCCCAUAGAUUUUUUUAUGUUAUUACACACAGGAAUUGACAUUAAGUAUUUGGCAUCAUCUAUGGAUAAGUGCAUUCACGAACACAAUACCAUAGCCCGGGAUCACAGUUCCAGCCCUUGCUGUGCUUUGCAACGUUGCCUUUUGGCCACCAUUUUACGGACUGUAAUUUUGACUUGAGAUGACCUUAUUUUGCACUUUUGUGGGUGAAAAAAUCUUGUUCCGUCUUGACAACCAGCCCUAGUGCUUCUCCUUUUGGUACCCCCUUUUUUGUAUUGGUAUAAACACUACAAUUUGUCGAGGACAAUACAUACUUAAGUUGCAAGAGCCUUGGUUUUCUCGACCUAAUUGUUCUUUUCAACCUAAAUUAUAAGGUCGCUGUGCAUUUGAUCCAACUCCUUGUGCCUUUUGGCUCAGUCCGGUUCAUUACCCAGGAUCAAUGUCGCGGCGCUUGGCGUUUGCUUAUAUUGCCCCUGGCACAGGCUCAGUCUGCCUCUGGUGCAGAGCUCAGACUGGGUAGCAGUUGAAUGGUUUAAUAGUGGAGCAGGAUCCCAUGGUUGAGGAUUUCUGUCUGAUGCUCACCGAAAUUGACAGUGUGGCUGAAUCUGUCCCGCAUCUCCCUCUGAUUCCUUCCCCCCAAGUCUAAUGCCUAUGUGGGCACCACAUAGCUGUUUCCGUGAGUAGCCCGUUGAGGCGAAUGAGAGAUUAAAACACAAAAACACUAGUAUUUAUUGAAAAGUCAUGUAGUUAGCUAUUGGAAUCCUAGGAUAAAGAACUCUUGGGAAGUUUUCUUUAGGGAAUUUGGGGAAAAUGUGUGCUUAAUGUGGUCAUCCCUGCAUCACAUGGUACAUGGAAGAGCAGUUUUUUUAAAAAAGAAAAAAACCCUUGAAACUUGUUUACGUGUCAUGAGAUUAUCCAUUAGCAAAUGCCUUAAAUCUUUUUGAACUGACACUUUUGGGAGCUGUAAAGCUCUUUUGUAUAGAAAUAACUAUUUUGACACGCUAUAUUACAGGUUGAUUUUUUUUCUCCUCUUUUGUCUUUUGAGAGAAAAGUCCACUUUUGAGGAAAGGGGAGGUGGUUCCUCUUUUUGUCUUUUCCGUGCCAUUAUUUAUUGCUUUUAUGAAUUGCUGCCCUUGGAUGGUUUGGUAUCAUUCCGUUGAAGAGAGAGGCCACACAAAUUCUAGCUGGAACCUGAAACUGUAGCUUUCCCUGCACAGUUGGAGCAUUUCUCAACUUUGAUAUUUACAGAGCUCAUUCCUUCUCCCCUGUGGGACUAAAUCUUCCAAAGUAGCAGUUUCUCUUCAGCCUUUGGGCAUUACCUAAAGCUGUGUCUUUCUAGUGAGCCAGCUCCCAAGAAAAAUGGCUGGUAAAAACCCAGGGUUAAAAUCAGAUGAGACUCAGCUCAACAAGGGAGGGGCGUGGUUUUAAUUAUGUGAACAGCGGGUAGUUGAUGGCCUUAGUGGUUUAUGGCUAUUCUGAAUUUUACUGCUAGUUUGAGUAGGCAGAUUCAGAAAUUAUUAGGAGUUGGCCAUCAUUCUGUAUAUGGUAGCGUUUGGCCCUAUGAACUGUGGGUUACCCGUCAGAGUCAAAGAAUAGAUAUCCAGUUUGCAAGGCUGAACAGGGAGACCAGGUCUGAACCAUUUCACUCCCAGAUUGGGUCUUUUUUUUUUUUUUACCGUUCUUUUUAGCUAAAAUGCUACGAGGGAAGAUCUGUCUGACCAGCAUGAGGCGUUCUGGCUUCCGGAAGCCACGAGGUCGAAAGGAGCAGCUGUGCGCGUGCCUGUGGGGUCAGAUCCUGGGAGUGCGAGGGCAUGAGUGUUUUCUAACGUGGACUUUCGUGGCAAUGGAAACUGUAUGCAGGUUCUGGGGAAGCUGGGUGUAGUGCCAGUUGGGCCCUGCACGUGUCCAGAGCUUCUUCCCAUCCCCCAAAAUCCAGUGACUUUUUCAGAGACGACGCUGUCGUCCACGUCCCGAUUUGUGUAGGGGGUUUUAACUCCUGUUCGGACCAACUCUGGGGGUAGCUCCUGCCCAGCGGUGAAACCGGAGAGGAAAGUUCUUUGCUGCCGGCCCUGGCGGUCCACCUUCUACCCAUCUGGUGUCGUUCCAUCUCAUUAAUUGAGUCUUAGCAGUGGAUAAGAAAACAUUCAAUGCGUACCAGCCUUUCUCCACGCAUGUUGUAAAAGCAACGUGAUCCCCAGGCAUUCAUUUUGUUCUACCCUCUUAUAAAGUUCAAUCAUAUUUAUUGAGCGCUUACUGUGUGCAGAGCACUGUACUAAGCGCUUGGGAAGUACAAGUCGGCAACAAGUUGGUGGAAUUUGGUGAUCUUUCAUCAGUUGAAUAAGCUUCCAUAGGGCCAAACCCUUUGUACUUGUCACAAGGUUUUCACAAGGGGGCUUGACCUCUCCAAAUCCACAGAAUAUUCUUUUUUUCUUUGUUCAAACAGUCCUUCCGAUUUUCACAAGUGCAGAGAGCUUGUCCCUUCCCUUCCAUGGUCGGCAUUCUUUUAGGGAUUUUUAUGUGAGUGCCUUUUGAUUUAAGAAACAAGAAAACUAGCUGAAGAUGGACUCAAAAGGGUGAAAUAUUGACAGUGGUUAAAAAUUCCCAUUUGAAAGGCCUUUAAACAAACUAACAUCAUUUUGAGUCCCACAGCCAUGAUGUGAUCGUUUUUUUUUAACUCCAGUAAAUAUUAAAAAAUUUUAAAUUUCUUUUUUAAGUUGAUGCAGUUGCAGUCAAAGAUUGAGGAUGUGUGGGUAUAUGUUUGUGCUUUUUUCUUUUUUGUCAAAGGAGACUAUUUGGGAUGCAAAAAUCGACAAAAGACCAAACCAUCGGCAUAAAAUAAAAACGCUCUAUUGUGCUGCACCAUAAACCUGCUUUAUGUUUCUAUCGCACGCAGAAUCAUUAUGCUUCUGUUUACAUUAUAGGAAACAUGGUUUUAGCAACGUUUCAUUUGUUUAUCUGUUUGUUCCCUGUAAAAUGUAUUUGGUUUUGCUGUAUUGUGCUUUGUCAGAGCAGUAACCUUAUAAUAUUUUUGCAUUUUACUACCCAUAUUUCAAUAAACCCUUGGUUCCC